Molecule: messenger RNA, 951 nt
Organism: Nicotiana tabacum (common tobacco)
Lineage: Eukaryota; Viridiplantae; Streptophyta; Magnoliopsida; Solanales; Solanaceae
Source: RefSeq, a predicted model, not a curated record
AAAUUAAAACUCUAUAGACUUCUAGUUUUAUUUUCAUUUAACCCCCUCUGAAUAUAUAGAUUUUGAGUUUCUUCAUUAAAGAAAAGAAAAGAAAAGAGAUUUGGAUUCCAGACCAUAUGCUGCAUCAUGCUUUAAUAUCAUGAUUUUUUCUAUUCUUCUUCAUGAUAUUUGUGAAAAUUGUAUAGCACAUUCUUGGGCGUGGAAAAAGUAGCAAAAAUUAGAGAAAUUAUUUUAUAAGCUGGUCGAUUAAACCCCCAAAAAGAAAAAAAAGGGAAAAGUUGAGCAAAUAAAAAAUGGGUCCUAAAUAUGAAGAAAAUGGGAAUGAAGAUAGAGAGAAGCCUCUCAUAGUGAAACAUGAUGCUGAUGAAACAGGUCAUAGAGAGGAGUUGGUUAUGGUUUAUUUGAGCACUGCUGUGGCUGUUUGUGGCUCUUAUGCAUUUGGAACAUGUGUUGGAUAUUCAUCGCCAACACAGUUUUCUAUAAUGGAUGAACUUAACCUCUCGUAUUCUCAGGCCAUGAGGCUAUCAUCUGUAAUAUGCUCUGCUGGAUGGUUAGCAAUCUACCUUGCUAAGGAACCGAUGGUGCUAUAUUUGGGGAGAUUUUUGUCAGGUUAUAGCAUUGGCAUUAUUUCUUACGUGGUUCCUAUGUUUGUUGGAGAGAUAUCGCCAAAUAAAUUGCGAGGGGCACUAUCCUCUACUAAUCAGCUCUCAAUUGUAAUUGGUUUAUCCGCCGUCUACGUGAUUGGUGCCUUCGUCGGGUGGAGGAUUCUAGCUUUACUAGGAGUUGUACCAUGUGGCUUGCUGUUUUUGGGUCUCUUCUUCAUCCCUGAGUCUCCAAGAUGGCUGGUAAUAUUUUUUCUGUGCCGGUUUACAUUUAAAACGUUCUACAUUGUUAUUUCUUUUUAUAGGAGAAAGAAUUGAAGCGUUUUCCUACUACUACUACUAUUAUUAG